AACCAACAAAUGAAAUUAUUAGAUUCUUCUGUACGAACUGCCAAGGCAAACACGCCCUGAAUUUUUACCGGAAAAAGGACUCGAAUAAACGGAGAGAAGGAGAAGGCAGAGCCGACUAUUUCCAGUUUACAUUAUGAUCUUCGUGGCUGGAGCUCCUUUAUGUUCAGGCGAUUCUUCUUCAGCUUCUCAGGGACAUGACAUUCUGAUGGAUUUGUUGAAGCAUCCUGUCCUGGUAUCUGCCUCCUCUUCAUUUAAUGAUGUUGCAGAAAGGAAGUUCUCUGUUUCUAAAGACUCUAGUUCGAGCAUAUCAAGACAUAAUAGAUGGGUUUACAUUUUCCAGAGAGAAUAUGCAACUGUGGAUCCUGCACUUGUCGAUGUGGUUGGCACCGAUGAGGCAACAACUUGCGUAGGCCUUGUCAUAAGGAACCAAAAAAGUGGAAUGACAUCUGUUGCUCACUUGGAUUCACCAGAUGUUGUUGAUAUUGGCCUGGACCAGAUGUUGGCUUUUGUUAUCAAUCAAAACUGUGAUGCCAUGUUGGAUGUUCAUCUAAUUGGUGGUUUUGAUGAUGCCUCGCCUGAACAUGUUAAUGGUAUUACAGAAAGUCACGGAAAGUUGGAGGGCUAUUCCUUUCCUUUGUGUGAGAAAAUAGUUAACAGCCUGGCAAAGAGUAAUAUGAAGUUCCAGAUUCACACUCUCCAUGUUCUUGGGCACAAUACAAGACGAGAUUCUGAAGGAAAUGCGUACCCCAUCUUCACUGGUUUCCUGGUGGAAACUGCCACUGGGUCUAUUAUCCCGGCAAACUUUGACGCAACAACUAGAUGUCCCGACGAAGUUGUUAGGAGAAUACGAGUGACUGCAUCUUUUGGGGACCCAAGUUGGAAUGGAAGAUUACUUGAGACAUAUGAUACUCGGAUUGAUCAAUUCGUGAUUGCUCCAUGCACUUGGAGCAUGCGCAAGAUGCAUAUUGCCCUCAUGCUACAAAAUUUAUCAGACCAGGAAAUCCUUCUUACGUGUUCCACCUCUCCUUCUGCUGAGGCUCCAGAUUUCGUUGAUAACCAAAGAAGGCAGUGUGACUAUUUAAUCCAACAUCCAGAUUGGAGGGAAACAUUCCCUUUCAAAAAGCCACGUAUAUUUCAAAGGACAGAAGCUAAGAGUUGGGUGAGGCACCAAGCAAAAUUUAGCAGCUCAUCUUAUGCAUACGCUGAUUAAGGCUGUUUCGUUCAAGGCGCCAGCUAGGGGAAAGGGGAAGUUGGCGCGUGUUUUUUGGUAAGUACUAAUGUUUCUCGUAAGGCUGUUUGGUGCAACUGAAAGGGGGGUAAAGGUUAAAGCAGUUUUCUGAAGAGCUUUGCUUCUGUGGAAAAGUGCAGGAGUCACAGCUAAGACUUAGCCUAUAAAAGCUCUAUUGAUAAUUAAAAGUUUGAAAUGAUGAGGCUAUAUCUUAAUUAGAUUUUCCUAGUACAUUGCUUGACAGGAUAAAGUUAACUGUGACUUCUGUUCACAUGUUCCAUUGAUGAGCCAAAACUUGAAAUGAUUGGCAAUUUUCUUGUUAGGUUGUCUUAUUAUUUGUUUAAUACAAUAAUUGGUUUUCAGAUAGUAUCCAGCGACCUGGCAAUUCUGGAACUAAUAGGAAGGGAGGACCACCAUUGUAAAGCGAAAAAUUUAGCUUACAUAUGAAAAACAAAGAAGAUCAAAUUUAUUACUCCCUCCCAUUUUAUUUUGCAAGGUUCCAAGUAAAAGUACUUAAUUUUUUAUGCGGAUUAGCAUAAAAUCUUCACAAAUAAAAUUUGCAUAAAAGUACUAUUAAGGCACAAUAGUUCAUAAUUCAAACAUAUAUUUGAAAACUGGAGUAAAAAAGAAACUACCUUG
Molecule: messenger RNA, 1867 nt
Organism: Solanum dulcamara
Lineage: Eukaryota; Viridiplantae; Streptophyta; Magnoliopsida; Solanales; Solanaceae
Product: protein N-terminal asparagine amidohydrolase
Exons: 10
Coding region: 134-1210 (358 amino acids)
Biological process (GO): ubiquitin-dependent protein catabolic process
Cellular component (GO): nucleus
Molecular function (GO): protein-N-terminal asparagine amidohydrolase activity
Source: RefSeq, a predicted model, not a curated record